Molecule: messenger RNA, 1195 nt
Organism: Fusarium redolens
Lineage: Eukaryota; Fungi; Ascomycota; Sordariomycetes; Hypocreales; Nectriaceae
Product: eukaryotic mitochondrial regulator protein-domain-containing protein
Exons: 2
Coding region: 115-1086 (323 amino acids)
Biological process (GO): mitochondrial translation
Cellular component (GO): mitochondrial small ribosomal subunit
Molecular function (GO): structural constituent of ribosome
Source: RefSeq, a predicted model, not a curated record
CUCCAAACAAGCGCAGCCUUUUUCCGACCUGACAUCCAACCAAUUCUAAUCAAUUGGUCCUGGGUCGCAUGUAAUGCAGCAGAGAGUCAGAGAGAAUCUGAAGCUGCUGUAACCAUGCCUCCUCGAGUGCGCGGUGCAUCGACGCCGCUGGCUGGCCUAGAUGCCACCAUUUCCCUCUCCACGAGGACCUCCGCCUCGUCCACUCCGUUCCUCCGAACCUUCUCGACAACACCAUGCCGCGAGAAGAUGAGCAAGGGUCGUGCGAAGAUGUUCGAGUGGCUGAGCUCCGGCACUGGCAGGAAUCUUGCCGAGCCUGGCAAUGGUCCUAAUUACCUGGGUCCUCACAAUGAUCAGCCUUUUCCUCUCAACCCCCUCUUCCGAAGUCAGCCUGUGCUCUCUGAUGCGACGAGGGAGAUCAUCUAUGAUAAGGUGACGGCGAAGGGAGAGUCUCUGAAGGCGGUGUCUGCUGAAAUGCACAUCGACGUGAGGAGAGUUGCUGCAGUUGUGCGACUAAAGGAGGUAGAGAAGCAAUGGAUUUCCGAAGGCAAGCAAUUGGCAACACCAUACGCCAAGGCAGUUAUGAAGAUGCUACCCAAGACACAUUACAAUGAAGGCGAGGAGAAUGUACCUCACGAGCCCAUCAACGAGAUUCACGUACACAACCUUACCCUACAACAACUAUUCACUCCCGUGUCAGAAUCCCGACACUUCACAAGAGAAGAUGCCGCCAAGGCCUUCCAUGACAAGAUGCUCUCCGCCGAUCAACGAUCACCUCAACCCGAGCUCAUCAAGAUGGAGCGAGACAUCAUCAAGGGCACUGCACGACCAGACGCACUGGCCAAGUUCAAGGCAGUCACACAAGCAGACGAGGACAGAGUAGCCAAGAAGAUUCUAGACGAGCGUAAGCGCGAGGAGGAGCGAACAAGGCGCGUCAAGACAGAUCGCUACGAGUUCCGCUUUAAGGAGAUUAACGUUGAUGAUGUCGGUCGUGAUGGUCGGUCGAGGAAAGGAACGGGUUGGCGGUAUGGUGCGCCGUUUGAGGACCGCAAGCGUGGGUUGGUCAAGAUUCCUACGUCGGUGCCUUGAAGUGUAUGAAUAUAUAUGGGAUAUGGGGUGGCGCCAACUGUACUAUACGAAUACCAACGCCAUGUAUUAAUUAGACAUGGACUGUAUACUCGUCCAGAGAUGAUGAACA